AUGGUCGCUGCGGCACGUCCUAAAUCCAAGAAUUCAGACGACCAAACUCCUUUUAUGGUGGUAGGACCGAUGCUCAACGCUUUGCUUGCGGGCAUGGCAGGGGGUGCCGUGGUUUCCAAGUUGCAAGGGUUUGCGCCGGAAAACGGGGUGUCUAGAGCUUCAAAGCGCGAUGAGCAUGAAGAUGCUGCACACUAUCCGAAGGCCGUCAAGUCAUCGCCGUCCACGAAGCGUGAACAUUCGCUUAGUGAGAACCAUGGGAAAGUAGUUAGAAAAGCCAAUGCGAGCCACUCUUCCCCAUAUCCUAAUUCUAGGCGUCCGAGAAGUUUUCAACCUGGAGAGGGAAUCGCCCCAGAAGUCAUAACUGCAGACAUACAACGUUAUCUUGGAAACGAUGCCUCGGUAGAACAAGUUGCUUAUCAGGAUAGCCGAGCCCAUCAUUCUAGACAGUACCACGGGCCAUCUUAUCUAGCUCUAGCUCCAGCUCUAGCUGCUUAUGGUAGUAGGGCUAGCAGUGAUAGGGGUGACGGUGAUGGUGGUGAUGAUGGCGGAGGUGCGAAUGGAGGAAGCGGAAUGGGUGAUGGCCAUGGUCCAGGUUCCAAAAGUGAUUGGAACAACGAGCAUGGAGGCAGUGGAGACCUCGAUCCGAUCACAAGUCGUCUAGUGGCUCAAAUGGCGAUAGCUCGUCUGGAAGGGAUGCAACACGCCCAUUUCGGCCAUGGAAGCUGCCCACGGCCGCAAGUCAGUGGAGAUGGAUUCUUUUUCAGUGGAUUUCAGGUAGUUCAGAUCCCUUAG
This is a messenger RNA of Mytilinidion resinicola, 792 nucleotides long. RefSeq lists its product as uncharacterized. The record is from RefSeq and is a predicted model, not a curated record. Bases 1 to 792 code for a protein of 263 amino acids. The transcript is spliced from 3 exons. NCBI's taxonomy places the organism in Eukaryota, Fungi, Ascomycota, Dothideomycetes, Mytilinidiales, Mytilinidiaceae.